Messenger RNA from Lactuca virosa, 423 nucleotides. The record is from the annotation of a GenBank genome assembly. NCBI's taxonomy places the organism in Eukaryota, Viridiplantae, Streptophyta, Magnoliopsida, Asterales, Asteraceae.
AUGUUCAACGACGCUAAACAUGAUGCGGUGGAUCUCAAAAAGUUCAAGACAUCGGUGAGAAGAGAAGGUGAUAUCAAGCACAACUCCUCCACAGCACCUGUCACAAAAACGAAAUCCUUUCAUAUUGCAUUUCUUUACCAAAACAAAUUAAGUGACCUUACCCUUCAUAUAUACAUGGCUAUUCGUAUGCCUCGGAUCAUUCAAGCAAAGAAAGUUCUUGGUCGAUCAUUGUCCAACGGAAGCCGUCCAUCGUCAUCUACAAAAAUCAUCCCUAAAGGACAUUUUGCAGUUUAUGUUGGUAAUCAAGAGAAAAGACGAUUUGUUGUUCCUUUAUCAUUAUUAAACCAGCCUUCGUUCCAAGACUUGCUACAUCAAGCAGAGGAAGAAUUUGGAUUUGAUCAUCCAAUGGCACUACAAGAAUAA